Molecule: messenger RNA, 582 nt
Organism: Symbiodinium sp. CCMP2592
Lineage: Eukaryota; Dinophyceae; Suessiales; Symbiodiniaceae
Source: the annotation of a GenBank genome assembly
AUGUUCAUCGUGAACUGGUUCUUCGAUGUUUUGGGAUACCUCGGCCUUGGCAACAAGAACGCGAAGAUCCUUUUCCUUGGACUUGACAAUGCCGGCAAGACCACUCUGCUCCACAUGCUGAAGGAUGACCGCAUUGCUACUCACGUGCCCACUCUUCAUCCGCAUUCUGAGGAGCUUAUGAUCAAGAACAUCCGCUUCCGCACCUACGACCUCGGUGGGCAUGAGACCGCCCGGCGCAUUUGGAAGGACUACUUCGCCACCGUGGAUGGUAUCAUUUUCCUGGUCGAUGCAGCCGACCGGACGCGAUUCCAGGAGGCCCAGGAGGAACUCAGCGGCCUCCUACAGGAGCAGGCCCUGGCGAGCGUGCCCUUUGUCGUCUUGGGGAACAAGAUCGACAUCCCUACAGCGGCCAGCGAGGACGAGCUCCGCAACGCGCUGGGAUUGCUGAGCCACAUGACCUACGGACGUGAUGCCAAGAAGGGAGACAGCCAGGUCCGCCCCGUGGAGCUUUUUAUGGUGAGCGUUGUCAAGAGGAUGGGCUACGCAGAGGCUUUCCAGUGGCUGUCGCAGUUCCUGAACUGA